UGGGACUCGGAAGUUGUUAGCUGCCUUAUCACCGACCCCACCUUCCAUCAUCAGCUAUUUAUACUCGCGGUUGAAUGUUCACGCGCCCCUCUUUUUUUUUUUUCCUCCCAUUUUCUCAAUUUCCCCUAACUUGUCUCUCUCACAUCAAUUCUCCCUCCCUAUCUCUCUCUCUCUCUCUAAAAGUUUCAGUUUUCCUUUCAUUUUUCUUCGUAUAGAAAAAGAAAAAAUGUCGUCGGCCGGAGAAGUUGGUGGCGCCGCCGGGAAUCGACCGCAGAAUUACCACUGUUAUCAAUGUGAACAGACGGUUACGAUUACGACGUUGCCGAAUUCGGAGCUUUGUUGUCCGAAUUGUAAUGGUACGUUUCUAGAAGAAUCGGAAACCGCUACGGUUUCUAACACUAAUGUUGGUAAUCAUCCGUUUUUCUCCGCCGCUACUACUGAUGACCUGCCUUUCGGCGUCGGCGGUGGAGGUGGCGGUGGUUUCCCGAUUGUUUUUUCUUCGACUGGGAAUACAGGUUCCGGUGGUUCUGUUGGUUUUGAUGAUCUUUCUGCGCUGUUUGGUGGCAUGGCUGGUGGUGGUUCGGGUGCUUUUACCGGUAGAGGAUCGAAUCAAUUUGACCCGUUUGCUUUUCUGAAUAACUAUUUUAAUUCUAUGAGGGCGGGUGGUGCUAAUGUUCAGUUAAUUUUUGAGAAUCAUCCGGGAGGAGGUGGAGGAGGAGGCGGUGGUGGUGAAUUUAGGUUUCCGGGAAAUUUAGGUGAUUAUUUUCUCGGGCCAGGGCUUGAGCAAUUGAUUCAACAGCUAGCGGAAAAUGAUCCGAAUCGUUAUGGUACACCUCCGGCUGCGAAAUCGGCUGUUGCUGGGCUGCCUGAUAUUAAGAUCACUGGGGAUUUGUUGGAUUCCGAUUCAUCUCAAUGUGCAGUUUGUAAAGAUACUUUUGAACUCGGGGAGGAAGGGAAACAGAUGCCUUGCAAACAUAUAUACCAUAAGGAUUGUAUAAUGCCAUGGCUGGAGUUGCACAAUUCGUGCCCAGUUUGUCGUUAUGAGCUGCCUACCGAUGAUGCUGAUUACGAGAAUAGGAAAACAUCACAGCAACAGACUGGCAAUACGAGUAAUAGUAAUGCCAAUAACACUAAUGCUGGUGUGAUGUUUGGGGGUUUAGAAGGUGUGGGAGAUCAGGAGAAUUCUCAGACACCUCGUGCAGGGGAGAGGAGGCUUAGGAUACCGUUACAAUGGCUUUUCAGGGGACUUGGAUCACCUGCCGAGACGAGCAACAGUGGAGGAGCCAACAAUGAUAAUAACAAUGGAAACAACAACAAUACGAGCAACAAUGCUCCUCGUGAGGAUUCUAAUCCAGGUUCUGGAGGGCAAGCGAGGCAGGAGGAUCUUGAUUGAAGAGUCCUCACUUUGCUUCCUUGGAUGUCGGGGUGACUUAAUUCAGCAAAAAACAAGAUUAAAGAUAUGAGAGCCCCCUUCUCAAGAGACAGGAGUGCGGAUAGAGGGUAGAUAGAUUGGGGAAAUGCUUGUGUAGAUUUCCAUUUCUGCAUCCCUCUGUGGUUACUGAUUUCAUUUUUUUUUUUUACAUCACUGUAUACUUGCAUGCUCAGCUUUGCGAUUCAGCUAUGUGGAUAUGUCGUAUUUCCCGACUGAGGUGACAGUCGUUUAUGUGUUGUCUCUGUCAUGUUUCAAAUUGGUGCCAAAGAGGCUAUUUAGCAGUCAUGUCAAUAUUUUAGUUGUUCUGCAGUAUCAUGCCUUCUUUGAUGGGAGCAUGGCUUGCUUAUUGGGGUUUUCCAUCUUCAUCUUCUGGCGGGAGAGCUGAGGUUUCUCAAGUUGUCAAGUGUGUACCGAGUUGUAAAAGAACAUAAUACAGAAAGUAGUAGUAGAGAUCAAUGAUUUGAUAGUGUUUCAAUUUUGAUUUCAAAAAAAUGAUUCGGUAGUGUCCCCGUUAUAAUGAUUACUGAUAAAACUUAAA
Molecule: messenger RNA, 1970 nt
Organism: Capsicum annuum
Lineage: Eukaryota; Viridiplantae; Streptophyta; Magnoliopsida; Solanales; Solanaceae
Product: E3 ubiquitin-protein ligase RING1-like
Exons: 2
Coding region: 227-1393 (388 amino acids)
Biological process (GO): protein ubiquitination
Cellular component (GO): cytoplasm
Molecular function (GO): ubiquitin protein ligase activity
Source: RefSeq, a predicted model, not a curated record